This is a messenger RNA of Drosophila hydei, 2004 nucleotides long. RefSeq names its product N-acetylgalactosamine kinase (gene Galk). The record is from RefSeq and is a predicted model, not a curated record. Bases 360 to 1835 code for a protein of 491 amino acids. Gene Ontology annotation, cellular component: cytoplasm; cytosol. Gene Ontology annotation, biological process: galactose metabolic process; carbohydrate phosphorylation. The transcript is spliced from 7 exons. Lineage: Eukaryota; Metazoa; Arthropoda; Insecta; Diptera; Drosophilidae. Gene Ontology annotation, molecular function: ATP binding; galactokinase activity.
GAGUUCUCAGUUGCCCAUUAGCGGUCGUAGCGUUCGCAUACACUGAAAAUUACACAAAUUGCUUUGUCCACUUAUUUGAUAACGUAAUAAGUCAGUACAAGUGUUCUUGGCAACUGAAAGGGUGAUAAUAAUAGUUUGCUCGUUUGAGUGUCUUAGGUCUUGCCGGCGCAAUAUGUAAGCCAAAAGUUCGUGCACUUUGCAGUCAUUUGUUCAAUUAAUUAAUGCAAUUUGCGUCAAUUUAAUAACUGAUGCAACAUUAACAUAGUUCCGAAACCGAUACUUGCCAGUUAGUAAAUCGUUGCAUUUUAAUCGCUCCAAUGACAUUGUGAUAAGUUUUUCAUCGAAUUGCAGGUUAAAUAAUGGCAUCGAAAAGUGGAAAUGGUACAGUCCCAGCCUCCAUGGUGGGAGAUGAGCAUGUUGCAGUCCAAAAGCUCCAGCCAGAUGCUAAGAUCUAUGAGCGCCUAAUGUCACUGGGUGGCUUCUACAGAGAGCAAUACGGCGUUGAACCAGAGUUCUAUGUGCGUGUGCCAGGACGCGUCAAUAUAAUAGGUGAACAUGUCGACUACUGCGGCUACUCGGUGCUGCCCAUGGCCGUAGAGCAGAGUAUUAUCCUAGCCGUUGGCACCAACAAGCAAGUGGCACAGCUGGAGCUACAUCAUCUGGACGAGGGCAAAUUUCAAAGUUUUGAUUGCGAUCUAAAUGACCUUGAGAUCAAGCUGCCUAAGACUGGGGGUCCGGCCUGGUACAGCUACUUUCUAUGUGGCAUCAAGGGCAUACAGGAGGAGCUGGAGGCGAAGUGGCGCCCAGUUGGUAUGCGCAUUGCUCUUAGUGGCAAUGUGCCUUUGGCCGCUGGUCUGUCCAGCUCUAGUGCUUUGGUCAGCGCCGCUGUAUUGGCAACAGGACAUGCGCAGGGCAUGCACUUGGAUCGCAAGCAACUAGCCUCGAUUUCGGCUAGCUGUGAGCAGUAUAUUGGCACACACAGCGGUGGCAUGGAUCAAGCCAUUGCCUAUCUUGCGAAGCAGGGCUGCGCCCAACACAUUGAGUUCCACCCGAAACUGAAGGGUACGCCGGUUACGUUGCCCACAGGAAGUUGCUUUGUGGUGGCCAAUAGUCUUGUGCAGAAGCGGAAAGCAGCCUCUUCCGAUUACAACGAACGCGUCGUCGAGUGUCGUUUGGCCACGCGUUGGCUGGCAAAGUCACAAAAAUUGCCCAACUGGAAGGAAUUUAUCAGAUUUAUAGAUCUCGAGGAGGCUUGUCAUUUGGACAAUGCUGCUUAUGUGAAGCUAAUUGAGCAGCAGUUGAAAAAAACACUUUACACACGCGAAGACAUUUGCGAGACCCUGGGCAUCACGGAACAACAGCUGGAAACCGAUUUUCUAACGCCCAGUACGCAGCAUAUGCAGCAGUUCAAGCUGCGCCAGCGCGCCUUGCAUGUUAUUCAGGAGUCUGGCCGAGUGGUGCAGUUUCGUCAGAUUUGUGAGCAGCUGCAACGUCGCUCUAGUAAGCAGGACAUUGAGCAGCUGGGCAAGCUCAUGCAGCAGUCGCAUCACAGCCUGCGCGAGCUCUACGAGUGCUCGCAUCCGGAUUUAGAACGCCUCGUUGCCUUAUCUGUGAAACAAGGCGUCAGCGCGCGUGUUACGGGUGCCGGCUGGGGCGGUUGCAUUGUGGCCAUGUGCGAUUCAGUAAAAGCUGCUUCGGAUUACGUCAACGUACUCAAGAAGGAGUACUACGCUCAAUUGCCCGCUCAUCUAUUGGAGCGCUAUCAGCCCAACGACUUCAAUGAGGUCGUCUUUGCCACGUUUCCCAGCAAUGGCGCCGAGCUCUUUGUACAAUAAUAACAGUUGCGUUUUCACACCUGUAUAUAAUAGUAGCUAACUCUUAGCAGUUCCACGCCAUAUAAUAUUCCUAUUGAACUAUUGCACCUUUGUAAUGCCCUAGUUCCAAACCUACUGAUGUCAAAAUAAUUAUAAUACAUAAAUGCAUGUAAAACUGCUUAAAUUUAAA